This is a messenger RNA of Phycomyces blakesleeanus NRRL 1555(-), 519 nucleotides long. RefSeq lists its product as hypothetical. The record is from RefSeq and is a predicted model, not a curated record. NCBI's taxonomy places the organism in Eukaryota, Fungi, Mucoromycota, Mucoromycetes, Mucorales, Phycomycetaceae. The transcript has 2 exons. Bases 1 to 519 code for a protein of 172 amino acids.
AUGUCCUGUCAUGCAAAGCUUAUUGGUAAGCAGACACCCCUUUUGACUAGGACAUUAUUGUUAUCUGGGUGGGUUCGAUUAUGUUUCUAUAAUAUUGAUUUUAAGAAUCCUGUAUCGAUAACUUUGAAAAUCAAGCGUGAGAUACAUGCAAAUAAUAAUAAGGGUGAUGGUUGUAAAAGAAACCAAUACAAACCACAAAAAGUAGCUAAAGAAGAAAAAAAGGCAUUGAACCUACUUAAAGGAUGUGUGAUCUUGUAUAUUAUGCUACCUCUUCUUGAUAACAAGAUCCUUUCUGAUGCGCUAUACUCUAAUAUCCAGCCUUCCUUAAGGACAAACCUCUUUUGUUGGGACCUGCAAAUAAUUUUACACUUCCAUAUCCAGAUUAUAAUUCCUGGAAUAUUUAUUCGUGAAAAAAACAUUGUUUUGUGCGAUACUGGCUGGUGGGCCGGAAGGCAAGAGUUGGAUUACCUGAAGCGCAAUACCCCAUUCAACGGUGGUUGUAUAGAUGCUCAGGCAUAA